Striga hermonthica is the source of this 894-nucleotide messenger RNA. The record is from the annotation of a GenBank genome assembly. NCBI's taxonomy places the organism in Eukaryota, Viridiplantae, Streptophyta, Magnoliopsida, Lamiales, Orobanchaceae.
AUGAUAACUCUUCAGCUCAGCCCUCCCUUUCAUUCUCUCCAUAACCCUAACCCCGUCUGCUCCCAAUGCCUCAACCACACUAUCAAUUUCAACCCUUUUUCAAAGCCCAUCCAAUUCAACCGCACUCCUUCCAAAUCCCUCCUCAGAUCCUCCAAGAUCGUAUACUUAAAACGUACGAGGCCGCCAACUGUUCGUUGUUAUGGGUCCAACGAGGACAUCACUAAAACGACGGCAGUUAAAGACGAUGGCGGCGGCGGCGGCGGCGGCGGCGACGGAGAUGAGCGAGAAACGGGAGAAGGCGGUCGGCUUUUGCCGGAAUGGCUGAAUUUCAAUUCGGACGAUGCUAAAACGGUUAUUGCGGCCUUGGCCAUAUCACUUGCGUUUAGGUCGUUUGUGGCUGAGCCUAGAUAUAUUCCCUCCUUGUCUAUGUUCCCCACGUUUGAUGUUGGAGAUCGAAUUGUUGCAGAAAAGGUCUCAUAUUACUUUCGGAAACCAUGUCCAAAUGACAUUGUUAUUUUCAAAAGCCCGCCUGUGCUACAAGAUGUUGGUUACACAGAUGAUGAUGUUUUUAUUAAGAGGAUAGUUGCAAAAGCAGGCGAUAUUGUGGAGGUUCAUGAUGGGAAAUUGAUUGUGAAUGGGGUUGUCCGAAGUGAAGAUUAUAUUCUUGAAGCACCGAAAUAUGAAAUGACUCAAAUUCAAGUACCAGAAAACUCUGUUUUUGUUAUGGGGGACAAUCGAAAUAACAGCUACGACUCACAUGUUUGGGGCCCCCUUCCUUCAAAGAAUAUUAUCGGCAGAUCUGUACUUCGAUAUUGGCCACCUACUCGAAUCGGUGGCACAGUUUCACCCGAUGGCUGUGCUGUUGACAAGGAGAGUAAUCUAGCUGCUAAAUGA